AUGUUGAGAAUUCUGCUGCCGCUGCUGGCACUUUGUGCCCUGGCCAAUGCCCAGUGUCGAUUUAGCAGGCAACAGGUGGAGCAGACCACCCGCAUUUUCAUGCAGCGUGCCGCGAAUGGCCAGCUCUCGCUCAAGCGGACGGCCAGUUCGUCAGUUGGCGAGGUCCUGCAGAUGUUCUGCACUCCGCAGGACAUUGUGGCCACCACCUGUCGUCCGGGUCAGACACGUCCGAACCGGCCGCCGGCCUUUCAGCCCGCGUUGCCCAUGACUUGCCGAGCUCCUCCUGCGGCCUUGACCACGCCCGUCCAGGAUCGCAACUGUCCGGCCACAAUGUUCCGCGUGGGCUACAACGCGGGCAACAACCAGUUCCUGGAGCUCUACCGCGCCUGCUUCGACACCAGAGCCGUUAAAGCCAUCUUCGUGGAGCACCGAGUCUACGCCAAACCCUUCUAUGCCGCGCGGCCUUGUGUGCAGUUCAGUUCCGAUGGAGUGAUCAGUGGAGCCGAUGAGGCCAGUUAUACAACUCGCAACAUUUACGGCACCUUCCGACGGCUGUUUGGUAAUCAACAGAACUACAUACCCAACAAUCGGGACACGGUCAUCAAUCGAGGUCACUUGGCCGCCUCGGCGGACUUCUUCUUCGGCGACCAGAUGUGCGCCACCUUCAAGUAUGUGAACGCAGUGCCGCAGUUCAAGAGCAUCAACGAUGGCAACUGGGAGGCGAUCGAGCGCUGGGUGCGCAACUCGGUGACCGGAAACGCGUUCGUGAAUGUGCGGACAGGAGCCAGGGAUGUCCUCUCUUUACCCUCACCCCCUGGAUUGCCCUCGGGCUCUGGACCCAAGAACGUCUUCCUCAGCAACAACAAGAACCCGGUGCCCAUGUGGAUGUACAAGAUAGUGAGGAACGCGAACAACCAGCCCACCGUGGCCUUCCUCACCCUCAACAAUAUAUUCGCCCGUCAACGUCCAGGGGCUCCCAACUUCUGCCAACCCGUUAACUGCCCAGUUAACUUGGCCAACACAGCGCAGGCUGGAUUUACCUUCUGCUGCAAUCCCGCUUCUUUCAGACCCUAA
Drosophila rhopaloa is the source of this 1074-nucleotide messenger RNA. RefSeq lists its product as uncharacterized. Gene Ontology annotation, cellular component: mitochondrial inner membrane; nucleus. NCBI's taxonomy places the organism in Eukaryota, Metazoa, Arthropoda, Insecta, Diptera, Drosophilidae. The transcript is spliced from 3 exons. Gene Ontology annotation, biological process: apoptotic DNA fragmentation. Bases 1 to 1074 code for a protein of 357 amino acids. Gene Ontology annotation, molecular function: nucleic acid binding; RNA endonuclease activity; single-stranded DNA endonuclease activity. The record is from RefSeq and is a predicted model, not a curated record.